Molecule: messenger RNA, 1372 nt
Organism: Ostrinia nubilalis (European corn borer)
Lineage: Eukaryota; Metazoa; Arthropoda; Insecta; Lepidoptera; Crambidae
Product: carboxypeptidase B-like
Exons: 6
Coding region: 36-1310 (424 amino acids)
Biological process (GO): proteolysis
Molecular function (GO): metallocarboxypeptidase activity; zinc ion binding
Source: RefSeq, a predicted model, not a curated record
ACGAAGCAAUCGGUAGCCGGUGGAUUAGAGGCAAAAUGGCACGGCUGGUGAUAAGUCUGCUACUGUGUGCCGCAGCCGCGGUGCAUGGCGGAAAUCAUGAGAAAUAUGAAGGCCACCAAUUGUACCGCGUGGCUGGUUCGUCCGAAGAGAUCGCAACUCUAGAAGCUUCUCUAGACAUCCUUUCGGCGACACCAGCUGCUCGCACCCUUUCUGGCAGGCUUGAAGCCCUGGUCAGGCUCUCGCCUGAGGAGAAGCAGUCAUGGCUGGCUUACUUCGACUCGAAGAAUAUGCCUUACACCAAGGUCGCUGACAACCUUGCUGAGAUCAUUCGUGACGAGGGAGCCAAGAAUGUUGCAGCUAAAUCAGCUGCAAAGCGUAGCGGACGUUCCAUCAGCUGGGAUGCUUACUAUAGCCAUGACGAGAUCAAUGACUACCUAGAUGAGCUCGGUCAGCAAUACCCCAACCUCGUAACGGUCAUCAACGCCGGUCUCAGCUACGAAGGUCGCCAGAUCAAAUACGUCAGGAUUUCUACCACUCGUUUCGAGAUCCUUCGAAAACCCGUGAUUGUCAUCGACGCUGCAGUCCACGCCAGGGAGUGGGUCACUCCUCCCGUGGCUUUGUACAUCAUCAACCAGCUCGUCGUUGAUGUAGUCAAUCAGAGAUUAACAGACGAAAUUGACUGGGUCAUCAUUCCUCUUGCCAACCCUGACGGCUACGAAUACUCCAUCCACGAGGACCGCAUGUGGCGUAAGACCCGCUCCCGUUCCCACGCGGGUAGCGACUCAUGCCCAGGUGUCGACGGGAACCGCAACUUUGACCAUGAGUGGGGCACCCGUCCUGAGAGCGCUGUCCCUUGCUCCCUCAUCUACGAGGGCCCUUCAGCAUUCUCCGAGCCCGAGAUCAGGAUUAUAAGAGACGCAGUAAACAGAGACUUGGAUAGGACGAAACUCUACAUUUCUCUGCACAGUUACGGAAAUAUGUUCCUGUACGCGUGGGGUAACAACGGUACACUCCCGUCCAACGGUCUGGUUCUCCACCUGGCUGGAGUGAUGAUGGCUCAGGCGAUCGACAACCUCGCCAUCGACAAAGCAGACCGCUACAUCGUGGGUAACGCAGCCAACGUUUUAUACUACUCCAGUGGCACCUCCCGUGACUGGACCCGCGCUGUGGGCAUUCCCUACACCUACACCCUGGAGCUCCCAGGAUACGAGUACGGAUUCCUUGUUCCUCCAGAGUACACGCGCCAGAUUGUCACCGAAACCUGGGCUGGUAUCGAGACGGGCGCCACUUAUAUUCUAAAUACUUUGUAAUUUGCCGUUAUCAAAUGAACGGAUCAAAGUUUUAAAGCAAUUAAAUAAAUACGUGUUUUAUU